AUGUCCGGCGGCGUCGCUCCAACUGCGAAUCACGAGGGCGACUUCUCAAGCUGUGAGGCUGCAAUGGAGUCACCCGACGUGAGAUCUCUCGUUGAGGCCGUUGUGAUUGUCACCGGGGGCUCAAACGGCAUCGGAGCGGAGACGGUCAGACACUUCGUGUCUCACGGCUCGAAAGUGAUGAUAGCUGAUCUUGAAUCCACGGCCAAAGAUGCCGAAGUGCUCGUUGCCUCUCUGUCGCACCCCGAAAAGGCCAUCUUCCAUCCUACGAAUGUUCUAUGUUGGGAAGACAUGAAAACCUUGUUCAAGAAAACUAUUGAAUACCACGGGCGGAUAGACAUCGUCAUCGCCAACGCCGGAAUAAUGGAAACCAAGAGCGUCUUUGACCUGGGAUCGGUCGACAGCGAGGGAGAACUGCAGGAAUCAAUCGAAGGGUUCAGAGUCUUGGAUGUCAACCUCAAAGGGACACUGAAUACGUUAAGGCUGGCGAUGUACCAUAUGCAGCGAAAUCAGACUUGGUUCCACCAGACCUCUGCUGCUGCAUCUUCCCCUUCCGCUUCUCCUUCUCGAGGGUCCAUCGUCAUCGUCACUUCGACCUCUGGGUAUUUCGGCAGCAGCGGCGUCGGGGCUUACGUCGCGUCCAAGCACGGCCUGGUUGGCCUGCUCCGGUCGUCUCAGCUGGCCGCACGGGCCAUCGGCGUGAAGGUGAACGCCGUGGCGCCAUUCUACACUCCGACCCCAACCUUCUCGAAGAAGCUAUCGGGGAUGUGGGAAGCCGCAGGGCUGAAGGCGAACACGGUCGACGGCGUCGCCAACGCAAUCGUACAAACAUCUCUGGCUUCGACCAGCGGAAGAUGUGUCCUCAUCGCCGGAGGUGCUACAAAGGAGGUGGAGGCAGCCAGAACCGACCUGUUGUCGUUGUGGCUGGGUGAGAGCGUGGCUACAAUUCUCCAGACUGCCGGAAAGGUAUUCGCGGAGAAGGGCUAUCCACUGAAUUAA
This is a messenger RNA of Exophiala spinifera, 996 nucleotides long. RefSeq lists its product as uncharacterized. The coding region runs from base 1 to 996 and encodes 331 amino acids. The record is from RefSeq and is a predicted model, not a curated record. The transcript has 3 exons. Lineage: Eukaryota; Fungi; Ascomycota; Eurotiomycetes; Chaetothyriales; Herpotrichiellaceae.